This is a messenger RNA of Talaromyces proteolyticus, 1482 nucleotides long. RefSeq lists its product as uncharacterized. The record is from RefSeq and is a predicted model, not a curated record. NCBI's taxonomy places the organism in Eukaryota, Fungi, Ascomycota, Eurotiomycetes, Eurotiales, Trichocomaceae. The coding region runs from base 1 to 1482 and encodes 493 amino acids. The transcript has 3 exons.
AUGACCGAAUAUGACAACAAACCUGAAAUUUCCCUCCAUGAUGUUGAUCAACCCCGUGCAUGGCGGGUUGGAUGGCCUUGUCUGUGCCGAUCCCGGGUGCAAACCUUGUAUACACAGGGUGCAACGUCAGUGUCCAAGUCAAAUGUUGAAGCUCUAAGGUCUCGGAUAAACACGAUUCUUAGUCGGCAUCAAAUUGAACCCAGACAAUUUCCUGGUAUUGCUCUGUGGCUUGGCCCAGUUUAUCGAACGAAUGUGAAGUACCAAGAAGAUCCACCAAAUGAACAUCUUUGUUUCCUUGUUGAAUGCGUAUUUAAUCCGGAACGCCACAAAGAAGAUCCCCUUUCUUGGUCAAAUGCGGUUAUUGAUAUCCAUAAAGCCCUCUACGAUAUUAUUGGUAAUUCGUGCUCUAUCGGAGUUGAACAUUGCGAUACGGUGUGCGAAAAAUCUCUCUUUCUGACCGAUUUUCCGUCCAGCUCAGAGGAAUUUCGGAAGAACUGGGAUGAUGGUUCACGAUAUCGUCAACAGAUACUGGAAAAACUGAAAAAAGGGCAGGCGCCGUGGCAGGCUAUGGUUCCAGUUGGGCUUACAGCAUCUAAUGAAUAUAUGGAAAGCUAUAUCUGUGUUGUUUGGAUUGAUGCACAAAAUGCCAACGACAGCAUUUGGGUACAGAUCCAACGAAAUCUUCAGUCCAUUCUUCCGGAUUCUAUAUCUGUUGAGAUAUGGCAAGCUAGUAACUCUAUAUUAUCCAGCUCCCAUGAAGCCUUGAAGAUGCAAACCUCAGACGAUGGUAAUAUAGGUAAAGUGAAAGGUGCCACACUUCCAAAGCCUGGAAGUAGCCUUGGGUGCCUUAGUGAAAAAGCAUUGUUUAAAAAGGUCACCUACGCUUUGACAAACUCUCAUGUGGUCUUGAGAUCAAAACCCCAUCUCUGGAGAGGUAUCCAGUCUACAACACAAGCGCAUUAUCCUUCACAAGAAAUUCCUGUCCAAUGCCCUUAUGAAAAAGAUCAGCAGGUUCAAAGUAUGGAAUAUAAAUUGGUUGAUUUGGAGGCACAUGAGGCAGCAUUGCAUCGAGAUCCUUUACUGGGUUACGUUAGAGGGGCAGCACUUGGUUCCCGAUCUCAUAAUGUAUCUACCUUCGAUUAUCGACUUGGAAUGGAUAUUGCACUCAUUGAGCUUAUUGAUCCCUCGACACGUCCUGAGAAAGUCUUUCUCAAUGAAAAUUUACUAAAUGACAGGGCAUUAGAAACUUGGGACGUAUGCGAUCUGGGUUCUAACACUGAUUCAGAAGAUAUUUGCAUAGUUGGCAAAUAUGGGGCUGCUUCCGGGCUUACCACCGGCCUCCUACAUGGAAUUAAGGUUGACAUGAAAUUGAACGGCUUUCCGGACGCGAUAUCUACAUGGGUGGUCCGUUCUCCUAGUAUUGGGGAGUGUUUUACAAGGCCAGGAGACUCGGGAUCCUUUGUCUUCACAACAACCUUUUGA